GCGACAUGUUCCAGGCUGCGGCCGCGGGGGACACAGCCUGGCUCCGGCUCAGCCUGAGGGGCGUCACGUCAGCAGCACAGCCAGGCAGGAAUGUCAGUGUCCCGCAGGAACUGUGUGCUGUGCGCUGGGCGAGCAGGAGAGUGUCGUACUGCACUCACCAGCUGGCAGAGACCCGCAGAGAACUCACACCACAUCCGUUUCCUCUGGAAAUCCUUUUCAGGUCCCCAUGGGGAUGAUUGAUCUGUGAAAUGCCCACACUUACAUCCUCCGCAGAGCGUGUUGCUUUUUCCACAACGGACUGGUCUGCAGCCUCUCUGGAUCCUGCCAGCUGUUCUGGAGGGGAGUCCACAGUGUGAGCUGAGCGUGGUAGCUGUGCGCUGGGUUCAUGAUGUGUGCAUUCGACUGCCUCCACUGCAAACUGUAAACAGGGCCAGGUUACCAGUCUAACAUGGCAGAUGCAUGUAUCUACCACCCUAACAAAUGUGUCAGGGUAACUGUGAUGGUUGGUGUAGUCUGUACUUUGUUCUACACUAUGUGUACCCUGCUGUCUAGAGGGCCGUGUUAUUGCACUGGCCUGCACUGCCUCACCUGCGAUAUACCUGUGCUGUUCUUGUCGUGACCGGGCUGGGAACAGCUCACAUCACAUUUGCACACCGACCCACCACGUCCACUAGGUUGGGACACUUAUCGGUUAAGUAAGAUAUCUUUCAGUCAGGCAGCCACUCCACCAGGCAAUCAUAUCCUCCCACUAGGCCAGAUAUUGAAGGCAGGAUUAUCUGACAUACAGUACCUGUGCUCUGAUAUGAGAGCUUAGCUAGUAGUUCAAGCUACUGCUAACACACAUACCUUUUGCUGAGAGAUAUUGCUAAUUCUUCUACCAGAUAUUUUAGUGACUAGUGCUCUCCACUUCACGGAUAGUUCUCUGUCUUCUAAUUGAAGCCUUAAUCACUCAUUAGCCUGCUACCACUAACUUCCUACAUCUCUCUCUGCUCAUCAACCCUAUGCCUGGGUCUCGACCUGUCACUAGCUGCAGCAUUGUAACCAGCGGCUGUUGUAUUACCCUGGACAUGAGACUGGCGUCUUGUCCAGGGGGUGUCUUGCCUUGCGCCUGUUGCUCCCCCACGACCCUUAAUUGCAAGCAGUGGCUAGAAAAUGGAUGGAUUGAUUAGCAUUUUCUUUCAACUAAUCAUGGAUCUACUUAAGUCAUAUUGAGAAACCUGAUCAAAGUUUUAAGGUUAUUAGAGAACAAAGAUUGGAAUAGGAGUGCCAAGAUUGCCUGUCCCUCAUAUGGGCUAUUGCUGUACUAUUGUGUCCUGGGUAGUCUUUUAUUAAACUGAGUUAUCUCCGUUGUCUCUUCUCUAUCGUCUCAGUUGGAGGAUCUGGAUUGGGCGCGGAUAUAUAGAGAAAAGGGCAGAUGAGCAGGUGUCUCCGUGUACUUCAGUAAACCUUGUGUGUACGCUCCAUGCCUGUAACGCCAGGGUGCCCGUGUGCUUGUUCGUGCCGUAGGGCCUGACGGUCCUCCACGUCGCCGCUCUGCACGGCCGGCUGGAGUGCCUGAGGCUGCUGCUGGAGGUGCACCACAUGGACGUGAACACAGGCGGCCCCGGAGGGUGGAGGCCCGUGCACCUGGCGAUCAGCUCCCGGACCGGCGCCCGCGCCAGCACCUGCCUCUCCUACCUGCUGGCACGGGGGGCCCAGCCCAGCGUGCGCAGCGAUGACGGCACCACUCCGCUGCACCGGGCGGCCGGCGAGGGCCUGCUGGACUGUACCGUCACGCUAGUGCAGGCGGGGGCGGAGCUCAGCGCACGGGACGGCGAGGGCCACACCCCCCUGGACACCGCGAAGCUCUGGGGCUACAGGGCCAUCGCCAGGUUCCUGAAGGAUGCUGUGUGGAGGACAGAGAAGCAGGAGCAGGCAGCACAGUGCAGGCAGCUCCAGCAGCUCAAACAGCGCCUCCUCAGGACACACCAAGAGCUGCAGCAAAAAACACAGAUGGACAAGGAGCACUUCAACCAGCUGAAGUUUGAGCAGUGGGCCCAGAAGAAGGGCUUGCCUGGCCCGUCACUGAUCCCGAGAAACUCCUUCCGGAGGUCACGGGGCGUUCCCCCUGACGCACCCACCCUGGACAGGACAGGGGCUGUCGGAGAGGGCAGGGCAGAGAAAGGCCCCCCAGUGAAGGGGCUCGUUAGUAGGACCAUGAAGGCCGGAGAGCCAGAAACGCACAUGAGGGGCAGAGAGCUGUCAGAUGGCUCGGGAGCAGGAGAGGGAGUCCACCCUCCUCGGUCUGAGGGAGGAGUGCGAGAGGAGCUGGCGAGGCCGGCAGGGGGGCGUCCUAGGGAAGCCUGGAACAGAAGCACCAACCCAGCCAGGACCCCACGGGCCGCCAUCAGCAGGCCCCACGGUGUCCGGCUGGGCACGCACCCCGAGGAGGAGGCCCGAGACCCCGAUCUGACGGGAUGUGUGGUCCUGACACAGGGAUGGGACCGGCAAACUCUGAUCAUGCCAGCCUGGGGAGGCCGGCCCCUCCCUGCGCCCCCUCUGCCACAGGACGUCCUGCACAGGAGCCUGUUCCCCAGAUCUCACCUCAGCCGCAUCACCUCCCCGUGUGACUUAGUCCCCACUCACCUGCAGGACCUACCCCGAAGACGCCACCCCAGCACUGAUGGGAGUCCUUGGACGGAGGUGGCCAUGCAUCUGUCUGAAGCCCUGCAGCCUGGACAUUACUAGGGAUGAGCUGGAAUGUCAGCAUCAUGUGUGUUUUCUGGCAGGACCAUUUGAACUGUAUCUUACAGUUCUUAACAACCUUAAAAGUGCUGGAAUUACAUGCUUUAUUAACUGACAAUUUUAUUAUUCACUCUUGAGCAUCAAGAUCUGAGUAUCCAGUAGUGAAUAAGUACUAAUGUGUGGUGUCCUUGUGAGGAUUAUUGGAUGGGCUGCAGAAAUGCACAUUGUGGGUGUCUGUACAGUGUUCUGCUCUGUGCACAUGCAUGUUCUUACCUGCUGACCGAUUUUGUUUUGUGCAAGUGAGCUUUCGGGGAGAGAGUGGUACCAUGAUUAUGUUGCUGAAACAGUCAGAAGAAGCCAAGGAAAAGGAAUAGGAAUAGGAGGUAUUGCCCCACAAAUGUAACCGAGUAUAGAUCUUUUAUAGUAACUCUUAUCCGAGUAAUCUCAAAACCUAGCAUGCAGAAUGGAUAUUUCAGUGUUUCAUCUCUUGUUGCAUGAGGCUUUCUAAAUAAUGGGGCAAUCUGGGCAAGUGCCCACGUAGCUCCUACUAAAAUGUAUUAAGUUUGAUGUGAAACAGCCUAGGCAGCAGGGGAUGAGGUCUAGGAGUUGUAAGAGGUUAGAUGUAGAUUACAAAGCUUCUUCUGUACAUCUGUUAAUAAAUGGUACAAACACCCCUGACAAAAAUCCUCAGACGAACCACAUCUGAUAUCUUUUUUUGGAUUAAAUUAAAAAAGAUCAAC
Molecule: messenger RNA, 3464 nt
Organism: Lepisosteus oculatus (spotted gar)
Lineage: Eukaryota; Metazoa; Chordata; Actinopteri; Semionotiformes; Lepisosteidae
Source: RefSeq, a predicted model, not a curated record